Messenger RNA from Limulus polyphemus (Atlantic horseshoe crab), 7047 nucleotides. Its product is annotated as transcription factor Sp3-like. The record is from RefSeq and is a predicted model, not a curated record. NCBI's taxonomy places the organism in Eukaryota, Metazoa, Arthropoda, Merostomata, Xiphosura, Limulidae. The coding region runs from base 100 to 2364 and encodes 754 amino acids. The transcript has 7 exons. Gene Ontology annotation, biological process: regulation of transcription by RNA polymerase II. Gene Ontology annotation, molecular function: RNA polymerase II cis-regulatory region sequence-specific DNA binding; DNA-binding transcription factor activity, RNA polymerase II-specific.
AAAGUUAUCGUAGUUGUGAGUGGCCGCCAUGUUAGUUUACAGGAUGUUGGCGUGCUUUCUUAUUUUAACUUACUUUUAGUGUAAAAAAUAAAUAAAAGAAUGACCACAGUUGCUGUCAGAAGACAGCAGAACGAUUAUGUAGUACCGAGUAGUGCCUCACAGGAAAUUCAGCCGUCCCCGUUGGCGCUUUUGGCCGCAACUUGUAGCAAGAUAGGGUCACCAGUUGAUGAAGGUGGCACCCAGGGUUCAUCAGCCGUCAAAGUGGUGGACCAAAACCAAGUUUCGGAGGGUGGAGAAGUGAUCCCAUCUGAUCUUGGAUCAGCUCAUUUUAUACCAGUGCAAUCUCAAGCUGUAGGACUGUUGAACCCAGACGGAACUGUGACGCAAGUCGCGGGCGUGAACGGACAGUCGACUCAGCCCGCGGCUGUGACUGUGCCUACAGCUGGAAUCAAAUCACUCCCAUCGUCGGAUUCAGUUGGAACUCCAAACUUCCAAAAUGGUGUACCCGUGGCCUCUGUGAACGGUCAGUUAUUUCCACAAAGUACGCAAACGAUCGUUGCCCAGCCUCAAGCAGGAGGAAAUAUUACAUACAGUGUUAUUUCAGCAGACCAACUCCAGAAUUUACAGAUUGAUGGUCAAGGAGCUAUUUUUAUUCCUGGAGGUGUUAACCAUGUGGCUGCAGGACAAACACAACCUAUUCAGAUCAAUGGAAACCAAGCUGUCCUUACUCCAAGUGGGCAAACUUAUAUUCGUACUCAGAAUGUCCAACCACCACCUUCAGCUUCACUUCAGAACAAUAUACUUCAACAAAUACAAGGGAUUCAAGGAGUUGGGAACUUAAACAAUGUUACUUUUUCCCCACUUGGUGGACAGAGUAUGGCUAUUCGUCAAGGAAACAUACUGCAGGCUUUGCAGCUCCCAUUAAACACCAUGCAGCAGACCAUUCCAAUCCAAAUUCCAGUAUCAACAGCUGGAGGUCAGACUGUGCUACAAACUAUUCAUUUGCCUGUUCAGGUUAUGCAGGCUGUUGGAGGAAGCAACAUGUUACCAACAACAGGACAGCCUGCUUCUCAGCAGGUCAUGAAUCAACUUGGUGUAGCACAAGUUCCAACUCAGAUGGCUCAGCUUGUUUCCCAAGGACAGCUUCAACAAGUGCAACUAGGAACUCCUAUUCAAGUGCUUCAGCUAGCUCAGAAUCCAACUCAAAACACAGCUACUUCAACCACUUGGACCACUACUGCACUAACUCCAGUUGUGACAUCUGUUUCUGUGAUAUCUGCAGAAAUGUCUGGUACCAGCCAAAGUCAGACUGUUACUGUUCCAUCUGCUUCAAGUAAUACGUCUGUUGUGUCUGGUGGUCAGUCAGUGAGUGUUCAAAAUCUGCAGCUACCCUCUGGACAAGUUGUCCAGGGUCAUCAGAUGGGUCAGAUUAUAGCCCAAGGAGGGGCUUCCAACUGGUGGCCAUCAUCCGCAAUUAAUGUCUCAAAUGUAAUUGGAUUAAGACCAUCAAAUGUCAUUCAGGUUCAGGGAAUUCAGGGUAUUCCAACAAUGGCUGGGCUACAAAAUAUUCAGAUUCAAGGUCAACAAGGUCAAUACCUAAGCAUCUCUCCAAAUGGAAGUGUCAUUGCUACACCAAGCAUCCAGACUGGAAGUCAGAAUCAAGUAACUGAGCCAGUUAGUCCAAUACAUACAAUACAGACCAUUGGGGGAACACAAGUCAUUGCUCAACACCUUCAACCUGAUCCUAGUGAACCAAUCAAGUGGCAUGUAGUAGAAGCAGUACCUAUCACCACCACAUCUCAUCCCCAGCCGUCCAUCACACAAGCUCAACAAAUAUCCACCUCAUCAUCCGUUACCUCAACUGAUGGUAGCAACACAGAUUAUCCAAGGAGAAUUCGUCGUGUAGCCUGUACUUGCCCUAACUGUCGAGAUGGAGAGGGAAGAAACAGUGAAACAAAGAAGAAACAGCACAUUUGUCAUAUGCCUGGCUGUAAUAAAGUGUAUGGGAAGACAUCUCAUCUUCGAGCACAUCUUCGAUGGCAUACAGGAGAAAGACCAUUUGUAUGCAACUGGUUGUUCUGUGGGAAAUGUUUCACACGUUCUGAUGAACUGCAGCGUCAUAAACGCACACAUACAGGAGAAAAAAGGUUCCAGUGUGCUGAGUGUCUGAAACGCUUCAUGAGAAGUGAUCAUUUAUCCAAACAUUUGAAAACUCAUCAAAGCAAGAAACUCAACCCUUCUUCGGAAGGGAUUGGGGAGGAGGCCAUCUCUGAGAACUGUGAUUUAGUAAUGACAGAAGUUGUAGAAACUGACCAAGAUCCUGAACUUUCAGUCAGUGAACCAACCUUAGAUGGAAACCAGUGAAUCAGUAGUAGGUGAUUAUGUGAAUAACAUAUAUUUGAGUUUGAAUGAUGGAUUUGUAUUGUACAUAGUAUUGUUUCUGAUUUAGAAACAGUUGUUGCAUUUUUAUUUUCUAUUUACACGUACUUGUUCAUGUAACUGUUAUUUUGAAGAUUGAUUUGAAGUGUGGAAAAAAAGAUCAAAACAUGUUUUUAACAGGAUAUAAAGUACAUGAUGAUAACACAUUCAUUAGGUGAUAAUAAACAAAAUGAAUGUUACUUUUUGAAGAGUAGAAGUUAAAAUGUCCUGAACACACUGAACUGUAUUCCACUGUUUGUGACUUAAAAUACACCAUAUUAACAUUUUAUAAAUUAAUAUACAGGACUUACCAAUUAUUAUGUUGCAUUUGCUUUUAUAAUUUUGUGUUGAAGAAGCACAUGUAUAGUUAUAGUAAUAUAGGCAUGUUUGAAACAUUAGUACCGUAAUUACUUCUCGAAGUCAUUGCUAACAGUUACUCUUUCUUUUUGCUUGAAAUCUUUAUUGAUUUUUAUAGUGUGAACUUGCUCUUUUAAUGUUUUUUUUUUGGCUUAAUUUCAUUAUUGAUGUUAAACAGAUUAAUUGGUCAUUAAUGAAUGCUACUUUUGUCAGACUAAGAUGACAUGGUUGUUUAUUGCUUCAGUUUUUAGAAAACAUUUUUUCCUUCAUUUUAUUUUUCUACUAUACUUUCAGAAGGCAUUUAUUUCUUGAUUUCUCAAUCAUAAUGACCAAGAAAUCUUAAUGUUAAUGAAUAUUGUUGCAAAAUAUUAGGUUUCAUUGUAUUCAAUCGGACUAAAUAGAAUAUCUAAUACUUUCAACUUUGUUCGUGGACAUACUCAAUGACACCUUCAAAUAAAAAAUAUUUUUUUCUGUACAAGUAAAUAAUAGUAUGAAGAAGCAAUGAGAAAUUUAUUGACUUUUUUCCUUUGUUCUAUUGUAUAUAAAUUUUCAUCAUUGUUUAGUGUCUACUCCACUAUGAAUUUAAACAUUGAUUUUAGUCCUGUGUUGUUUUUGACAAGGAAAUAAUAAACUUUACUUUAAAAUUAUUGUUUUUAUUAUCUUAGUACAUUAUUAUCCCAAUAAAAAGUUUUAGCAACAGUGUUAAUGUAUAUCCUAUAGAGCUCAACAAAGACUUAUUGCUGAUGCAGAAACUGAGGAAAUAUUCAUCUUACAAAUUUGUAUAACUUACCAAUCCUAAUGAUAAUUAGUUCCAAAUUCUUUAAUACAACUUUAAGUGGUAGAUUAUAUUUUGAAAAUGUAAUUGUAGUUGAAAAUAACCUUUAAUGGUUGAUGAUUAUUCUAGUAAGCAUGUUUCUUUCAAGAAAGAAGUUAUUGGGAUUUUAAAUCCUGAAUUUCUCAAAAAUAUUAUUUUUCCCUUUGGCCUUCUGCAUAAUUGUGUUCAUCUUAUUACUGAGUUCAAAUUUAUUUUGACACCUAUAUUAUUCAAGGCUAUAUAUAAUAAGAUUUGUUUAAACACAUUUUAAUCCCAAGUAUAUAUGCUCCUUGAUCAAUGAUUAAAAACUAUUGCUAAAAGAAAAUUAACUUUGAAAUAUAAUUUACUAGUAAUAGCUCAAAAAUGAGAUACAAGUUGUUUUAUAUUAAUAUCUCUAAUCCUGAUCUGAAGGUGUGCUAUGGAAAUGAAGAACAUAAAUUAAUUUAUUAGACUGAGCUUUAUUGUAAUAGUUAUUUUUCUUCAUUUGAUGGAUUAGGAAAUAACUAAAAUAUUUGAUAAAUGUUAUAUAGUAAAAAUAACAUUUUAAUUUUAUUCCUCCCUUCUUGUAUCUACUUAAGUAUCUGUUAACACUGGCCAUUGUGUGAAGUUUUUGGUCCAUAAGCUGGCUGAAAUAUCAAAUAUUAAUUAGUGAUUUAAAGUUACUUAUGUUUUGUAGCAUAGAUCUAAUCUAAAUUAAUUUCGUUUUUUGUUAAUCAUGUGAAAUGGUAACUUUUAAUAAUUUGUGUGAUACUUGGAGAAAUAGAUUGAAUAUUUUAACAAUGUUCCUUGGCUAUCCUAAAGCAAACCAAAACAGCUGAAAAAUAGGCAAACACCUUUUUCUUAAACUUUUAUUACUGAUUUCUUUAAAGUUGAAUAAAAUUUCUUGUUUGGUAGGUAAGAUUACUGAAUGGUACGACCUGUGAUGAAAAGUUUAGUCUCAUUAGUACUUACUUUAAUUUCUAUUUUGUUGUAAAUAUCCUUGGACUUGAGAACUUUUGUUAAGAUCUAACAAUCAUAUAAUCAUGUAGAAAUGCAACUUAUAGUAAGUGGGUACUGUAGUUGUGUGUUACAGUGGAAAACUUGUUUGAAGUAGAAAUAUAGCUCAUGUUAUAUACACAUUAGAAUGAGAGAACUUUUGGGGAAAAAACAUCGGUUGUUUUCUGUGACUGGAAUAUCUAAUGUGCUGACAUCCUACAAAGUAAUAAUAUUGUACUGAGGAUGAUAGAAAAAGAGAUACAUCUACUAGAUUGUAGUGUUAUAGUAUAGUCCAAAUUUUUAGUGUGAGCAUACUUUAUUUAUGGAAUACAGUACCUGUAGCAAUGUAAAAUGUCAGAAAUAUUUUUAUAAAGUUUAUAUUGUCACAUUCUAUAGAAACAUUUUAUAAGUUAGUACUUGAGAAAACAUUAUUAUAGUAGCUAACCAUAUUUGUGUUAGGUAGACCAUGAUAGUAGAAGAAAACUCUAUGUCUGUUAAGUGUUAACAGCAUGAGAGUUUUCAUUAUUAAGUGGCAAAAAUAAAUUAUUUUUUGAAAUAAUUAGUUCAAUCAUUUUUAAUAUAUAUUUGAGCAAAUGAAAACAGCUUUACAUGGAAAUGAUAGAAAUUCAGUUGUUUGUAGAGAAAGAUUAAAUAAAAUAUUAAGUUGUGUCCACUUUUUGUGUAUUUAUUUAUAAUCUUGCUUAACCAAGAUUUUGUGGAGCUUGUAUAAAGGCAUAUCCAGGGAAUGAUUUUUUUAUAACAUUUUUGUUUUUUAUAUGUUAAUGUAUUUCUCUAAAAACGUAUAGGUAAAAAAAAUAUAUAUAUAUAUUGAGCAUGUGUUAAGCAGAGCCAUACCUUUUAACAUCUUUUUUGAAUUUUGUCUGAGGUAAAUAUAUAUAUAUAUAUAUAUACACACUUGAAGAUUAGUAUGUUGAGCUGCUAGGGACUUUGGGAAUUUAUUUAAGAUAUCAGAGGACUGAGUUGACCAAUUUGGAAUCUUGACAUUAGUUUCGAUGCACAAUUAAUAUGAAGUGUUAGUUACAGUAAAUUAUAAGGGAAGUGGAUAGGAUUGAUUUUUGACUUCAACAUCAGUCGUGUUUUUGAGAUAUCCAGUUUCAGUAUACCCAUGUUUGUACAGAAACGUUGUGAACAAAAUUAAGUUUUGAAACAUUUUCUGGUAACGUAAUAAAAACAAGUUUACUGUUAAUAAGUAAGUGAAAAAAUAUGAUUUUGGAAGUUUUAACUGAAUGUUUUUUUUAUGUAACUUUUGUUCACAUUUUAGAGUAGAUAUUUUCCACAACCUAAACAUUUAUAUAUUUUUUAAUCAAACAGUCAUAUGUGUUUUAGGGUAUUUUUAAAUGUUUUUUAUUUGCUGAAGUUAUGUUAGUUUGGUGCACUUAGACAAUGUAUAUAUUAUCCUAUUCUUUUUGACAGAGUAGAAAAAGGAAAAUGUAUGGGUUAUUAAAUUUUGAGAAAACUAACAGAAAAAAAGUCCCCUUAUAAACAAUGUCAUUGGUAUCAUUGUCUAUAUUAAGAUGCCACUAAAUCUGUUGGUUCUUCUUGGGAAACCUUUAGAGAAGCAAAAAUAGUAGAAGUUGCCAGUGGUUGGUGUUUUUGUUGCAUAGUGUUUGUGUAGGAUAUCCCAAAUAUUACUGAAACUUUUAUUGAAAGAAUUUUUAUGAAUACUUUUGAAAUGAAAAUUAUUUUAAGCAAAAUUCAGUGGUUUUAGAGAUCAGAUAAAUACUAAGGUACUUAUACUUGAUAUAACUUCAAUAAUGUUAUUAUUUCUAAACAAAUUUUAUACACAUUUCUGUGUACUUUGUUUAAAAUCAGCAUUAUCAGACUAUUAAAAUGACCUUUUAGGCAUAUGUUUUAUUCAGAUACACCAAGAAACUUUAUACAUAAUAACAUUGGCAUUUUUGUUACUCUAAAAAUGAUAAAACUUAGGAAGUUAGAGAUUAACUGAAGGAAGUGUGCAUGUUUUCUUGGAAACCUACUAUCUUUCAAGUAAUACCAAGAAAUGGUUUGGCUAUGAGGUUUACUGAUUAAGAUGUUUUUGUGUUUUAAUGUUUUCUAUGCUACUAGUCCACUUACUUAUAAAGUGCUUCAUUGAAAGCAGACUAAAAGUAGAACAAUUCUGAGAUAGAAUAUGAUUUAGUUAUGAUGCAUUUGUUUUGUGUAAAUCAUUUGAUAAGCAUUCUUUGCAUGGGAAAAAUAAGCACAUACAAAAAAUGUGUAAUACAUUUUUCUUAAAUGUUUUUAUUGAAGGUGGAACAGCAUACAGAAUGGAUUUUUCCUCAAUGUGAUGAAAUAAACAAAGUUGAUCAAGUACAUUAGCAUACAGUUUGUUCUCAAAAUAUGAUAUGCAUUUAAACAAAAAUAAUGGUGUAAAAUCUCAGUGCAGUGUGAUGGUUCAGGAUAACUGAAGUUGUAUUUUGAAACUUGUUUUCAGUUGUGGAAAUAAAGCAUAUUCUUUCCAGUUA